Molecule: messenger RNA, 9184 nt
Organism: Carassius auratus (goldfish)
Lineage: Eukaryota; Metazoa; Chordata; Actinopteri; Cypriniformes; Cyprinidae
Product: deleted in malignant brain tumors 1 protein-like
Exons: 52
Coding region: 1-9174 (3057 amino acids)
Cellular component (GO): membrane
Source: RefSeq, a predicted model, not a curated record
AUGGGGGUAUUGGGAAAGGAGCUGGAGCUCGCUGAUGAGUUCGAGGGUGAGAUUAAUCUCCCACACUCACCGCGGGCUGACGAGGCCAAACUGGGGGAGGAAUAUGUGCUGUCUCUCAAAUCUUCUUAUCCAGCAGGAAGUGCUCUGCUGGCUUCUAGCCAUCAUGAGCAGGAUUUGGCUGAAAAGGUGUUUGGCUUUGAUGCUGAAAAUAAACUGGAGAGUUUCCUGCCUCCUAAGUCAGGCUGGUUGGAGGUUCUCGCUGCUCUGGGAGACAAUAUGAGAGUGAGGUUGGUUGGUGGUCACAGUCGCUGUGCUGGUAGAGUGGAGGUUCUUCACAGAGGUCAGUGGGGAACAGUGUGUGGUGUUGACUUUGAUAUGGCUGAUGCUGCAGUGGUGUGUAGAGAGCUGGACUGUGGAGAACCUGUAGAUGUUGUGGUAGAUGCUCAUUUUGGAUCAGGAUCAGGAGCAAUCUGGCCAAAUCGCAAGUUAUGUACUGGAUCAGAGUCUACACUAAAGAACUGUGGAUCAGUACAAUGGGGUACAUAUAUCUGUGAUCAUACUAAAGAUGCAGGAGUCAUCUGUUCGGGUAAGCUGCUUCAAAGCCUACUCUGUUUUAUAUUACACAUGAUCCAUCUGUCUGAAAGGGAUGAUAACUUCCAGGAGCUGUUCUGUGCUGAGAGAAUGAAUGUGAGGUUGGUUGGUGGUAACAGUCGCUGUGCUGGUAGAGUGGAGGUUCUUCACAGAGGUCAGUGGGGAACAGUGUGUGGUGAAUUCUGGGAUAUGACUGAUGCUGCAGUGGUGUGUAGAGAGCUGGACUGUGGAGAACCUGUAGAAGCUUUGACUGAUAAUCACUUUGGACAAGGAUCAGGACCAGUCUGGAUUAGUGCAUUAUGUAUUGGAUCAGAGUACACGCUGAAGAACUGUGGGUCAUCAGGAUGGAGCAUAAAUGUCUGUACUCAAAAUUCAAAUGCAGGGGUCAUCUGUUCAGGAUACAUUGAUCUCAGGCUGGUAAAUGGCUCAGACUCUUGUUCUGGAAGAGUGGAGCUUCAGUUCAUCAAAGAAUGGGGCACAGUGUGUGAUGCAUGCUGGGAUAUGAGAGCUGCCAAUGUCCUCUGUAGACAGCUGAAUGGGAGGCUGGAGGUUUUUCACAGCGGCUCAUGGGGGACAGUGUGUGAUGACUCCUGGGAUAUUAAAGAUGCCCAUGUGGUGUGCAGACAGCUGCAGUGUGGAGUGGCCCUCAGUAACCAGCAGGUACCAGCCUGGUUUGGUCCUGGUUCUGGACACAUAUGGCUGGAUGAGGUGGAGUGUGAGGGGAAUGAGACGUCCCUGUGGAGCUGCUCUUCUUCAGGCUGGGGAAAACAUGACUGUAAUCACAAGGAGGAUGUAGGAGUCGUGUGCUCAGAUUUUAAAGAGAUCAGGUUAACUGAUGGCUGUGAAGGGAAUGUGGAGGUUUUCUACAAUGGAUCCUGGGGUAAUGUGUGCUGGAACCAGAUGGACAGAGACACAGCGAGUCUGAUCUGUCAAGAGCUGAACUGUGGAAGAUCUGGUGAUUUUUCUGAUUCAGUAUCAAGAGUGAAAUCAGCUAUUAACUGGUUGGAUGAAGUGAAAUGUCGACCACAUGACUCAAACCUGUGGCAAUGUCCAUCUUUACCAUGGGGACAAAAUGACUGUGAUGGAGAUGAAGUGGCCAAAAUCACCUGCUCAGACAGUGUUCAGUCAGUCUGUGAUGAUCAGUGGGACAUCAGCGAUGCUCAGGUGGUCUGCAGGCAGCUGGGUUGUGGAGCAGCACUGAGGGCUGAUGGGAAUUCAGUCUUUGGUGCUGGUGAAGGUGUUGUGUGGAUGAACAGAGUCGAGUGCAGAGGGAAUGAGAUUCACCUGUGGGACUGUCCUCUCUCCCUGAAAAACCACACUGACUGCUCCAAGAAAGAGCACGCUGGAAUCACCUGUGAAGAUUUUACAGAUUUGUCAGUGUCCUCUGCCACAACAACAUCAGUCUCUCCUCCAGCUUCUCCUCCAGUUUCUCCUCCAGUGCGCUCAACAUCAGUCUCUCCUCCACAAACUCUCUCCGUCCCCCCAGUGCUUGUGAUUGUUCUGGGAGUUGUGCUCUUACUGCUCUUAGUGCCACUGCUUAUACUGAUUCAGCAGAACAGAGUGAUGAGGAGAGCUCUCUCUAAGAGGAGACACAGGACGAUGACUGAAGCCGUUUAUGAGGAGAUUCAGCGGAGACCCAUUAAUAGUCAUGGUCUUUUCACUCAGAGGGGAAGUGUGAUUUCUGAAGAACAGUACUCUGGGUAUGAAGAUGCGGAUGAUGAGUUUCUUUCAGACUCUGUGCAUGUGAGGUUGGUUGGUGGUCACAGUCGCUGUGCUGGUAGAGUGGAGGUUCUUCACAGAGGUCAGUGGGGAACAGUGUGUGAUGAUGAAUGGGAUUUGGUUGAUGCUGCAGUGGUGUGUAGAGAGCUGGACUGUGGAGAACCUGUAGAUGCUCUGUAUAAUGCUCAUUUUGGACCGGGAUCAGGAAUAAUCUGGAUGAGUUUUGUCUUAUGUACUGGAUCAGAGUCCACACUAAAGAACUGUGGGUCAACUGGAUGGGGUAAAAGCAACUGUGAUCAUAGUAAAGAUGCUGGAGUCAUCUGCUCAGGCAAUGCGAGAGUGAGGUUGGUUGGUGGAAAUAAUUCCUGUGCUGGUAGAGUGGAGAUUCUUCAUAAAGGCCAGUGGGGGACAGUGUGUGAUAAUGACUGGGAUAUGCCUGAUGCUGCAGUGGUGUGCAAAGAGCUGAAUUGUGGAGAACCUAUAGAUGCUAUGGGUGGUGCUCACUUUGGACCAGGAUUAGGACCGGUCUGGACACAUCGUAUGUUAUGUACUGGAUCAGAAUCUACACUGAAGAACUGUGGAGCAGUAGAAUGGGGUAUUUAUGACUGUAAUCAUAAUAAAGAUGCAGGAGUCAUCUGUUCAGAUAAAAAGAAUGUGAGGUUGGUUGAUGGCAACAGUCGCUGUGCUGGUAGAGUGGAGGUUCUUCACAGAGGUCAGUGGGGAACAGUGUGUGAUAAUGGCUGGGAUAUGUCUGAAGCUGCAAUGGUUUGUAGAGAGCUGGACUGUGGAGAACCUGUAGAUGCUCUCAGUGGUGCCCAUUUUGGACCAGGAUCAGGACCCAUCUGGAUACUCAUUAAUGGAUCUCACCUGUGCUCUGGGAGGAUAGAAAUCUUUCAUAAUCACAUGUGGGUUUCAGUGUGUGACGCUGCUUUUGACCAGCAGGAUGCAGAGGUUGUGUGUAGAGAGCUAGACUGUGGGGCUCCUGUACAGGUGCUGGGAGCAGCUGCUUUUGGCAAAGGAGACGCUCAGAUGUGGACACAAGAGUUUCAGUGCAGUGGAAAUGAAUCCCAGAUUUCAUUCUGUUCAAUAUCCUCAUCAAACAAACACAACUGCAUCAGCGACAACAUUGUUGGACUGAUCUGUUCUGGUUACACAGAGGCCAAACUACUGAAUGGUUCAGACUCUUGUUCUGGAAGAGUAGAGCUUCGGUUCCUCAAAAAGUGGGGCACAGUGUGUGAUGCAUGCUGGGAUAUGAGAGUGGCCAGUGUCCUCUGUAAACAGCUGAAUUGUGGGAUUGCUGUGUCUGUUGUGGGAUCAGACUGGUUUGGAGAGGGAAGUGGUGAAAUCUGGGCUGAUGUGUUUGAUUGUGACGGGAAUGAAACAAAACUCUCAGAAUGUUCCAUCUCUUCAUGGAGUCGAGCUGAAUGUUCUCACUCAUCCAGUCCUGAACACAGUCAUGAGUGUGUGACGGGCUUCCAGUGCUCUGGGAGUGAAGCUCAUCUGGGGAACUGCAGCUCUCCACAAACUCUCAACUGCAGCUCCACACAACAGCUGUACAUCACCUGCCUUGGUCGUGGGUCUAUCAGGCUGGUGGGUUCUGGGGGAGACUGUGCAGGGAGGCUGGAGGUUUUUCACAGCGGCUCAUGGGGGACAGUGUGUGAUGACUCCUGGGAUAUUAAAGAUGCCCAUGUGGUGUGCAGACAGCUGCAGUGUGGAGUGGCCCUCAGUAACCAGCAGGUACCAACCUGGUUUGGUCCUGGUUCUGGACACAUAUGGCUGGAUGAGGUGGAGUGUGAGGGGAAUGAGACUUCCCUGUGGAGCUGCUCUUCUUCAGGCUGGGGAAAACAUGACUGUAAUCAGAAGGAGGAUGUAGGAGUCGUGUGCUCAGAUUUUAAAGAGAUCAGAUUAACUGAGGGCUGUGAAGGGAAUGUGGAGGUUUUCUACAAUGGAUCCUGGGGUAAUGUGUGCUGGAACCAGAUGGACAGAGACACAGCGAGUCUGAUCUGUCAAGAGCUGAACUGUGGAAGAUCUGGUGUUUUGUCUGCUUCUAUACCAAGAGUAGAAUCAGCUCCUAACUGGCUGGAUAAAGUUACAUGUCGACCACAUGACUCAAAUCUAUGGCAGUGUCCAUCUUUAUCUUGGGGACAGAAUGACUGUGGUAAAGAUGAGGUGGUCAAAAUUGUCUGCUUAGGUAAAAUUCCAUCACUUAACAUUACAAGAGUAAUCAUACAAAAAGAGAAGAUGCAUAGAAUAGAAAUAAUAGGGAGGCUGGAGGUGUAUCAUAACGCUGUGUGGGGCUCAGUCUGUGAUGAUCAGUGGGACAUCAGUGAUGCUCAGGUGGUCUGCAGGCAGCUGGGUAGGGUGUUAGGGGUGAAGUAUGAUAAUCAGAAGAAUGUCAGGGAAUAUGUGAGUGACAUGUUUGACCGUGUGAAUGUGAGGUUGGUUGGUGGUCACAGUCGCUGUGCUGGUAGAGUGGAGGUUCUUCACAGAGGUCAGUGGGGAACAGUGUGUGAUGAUGACUGGGAUUUGGCUGAUGCUGCAGUGGUGUGUAGAGAGCUGGACUGUGGAGAACCUGUAGAUGCUCUGGGUGAUGCACACUUUGGUCAAGGAUCAGGAGCAAUCUGGAUGACUCAUGUCAGAUGUGUUGGUUCAGAAUCCACCUUGAAGUACUGUAUAUCAGGGGCAUGGGGUAAAGAUUAUUGCAAUCAUACUAGAGAUGCCGGAGUCAUCUGCUCAGUCUGUGUCUUCUUAGAAGCCAGACUGGUUGGAGGUUCUCGCUGCUCUGGGAGGUUGGAGAUACUUCAUGAUCAGACGUGGAUGUCAGUGUGUGACGCUGUCUUUGACCAGCAGGAUGCAGAGGUUGUGUGUAGAGAGCUGGACUGUGGGGCUCCUGUACAGGUGCUGGGAGCAGCUGCUUUUGACAAAGGAGACGCUCAGAUGUGGACACAAGAGAUUCAGUGCAGAGGAAAUGAGUCUCAUAUUUCAUUCUGUUCAGUGUCAACAUACAAUCACAACUGCACCAGUGACAAUAACGUGGACAUGAUAUGUUCUGGUUAUACAAAAGUCAAACUGAUGAACGGUUCAGACUCUUGUUCUGGAAGAGUGGAGCUUCAGUUCCUCAAUGAGUGGGGCACAGUGUGUGAUGCAUGCUGGGAUAUGAGAGCUGCCAGUGUCCUCUGUAGACAGCUGAAUUGUGGGAUUGCUGUGUCUGUUGUGGGAUCAGACUGGUUUGGAGAGGGAAGUGGUGGGAGGCUGGAGGUUUUUCACAGCGGCUCAUGGGGGACAGUGUGUGAUGACUCCUGGGAUAUUAAAGAUGCCCAUGUGGUGUGCAGACAGCUGCAGUGUGGAGUGGCCCUCAGUAACCAGCAGGUACCAGCCUGGUUUGGUCCUGGUUCUGGACACAUAUGGCUGGAUGAGGUGGAGUGUGAGGGGAAUGAGACGUCCCUGUGGAGCUGCUCUUCUUCAGGCUGGGGAAAACAUGACUGUAAUCGCAAGGAGGAUGUAGGAGUCGUGUGCUCAGAUCAUGUUGCUCUCAGACUGAGUGGAGGUAAGGGCCGGUGCUCUGGGAGGCUGGAGGUGUAUCAUAACGCUGUGUGGGGCUCAGUCUGUGAUGAUCAGUGGGACAUCAGCGAUGCUCAGGUGGUCUGCAGGCAGCUGGGUUGUGGAGCAGCACUGAGGGCUGAUGGGAAUUCAGUCUUUGGUGCUGGUGAAGGUGUUGUGUGGAUGAACAGAGUCGAGUGCAGAGGGAAUGAGAUUCACCUGUGGGACUGUCCUCUCUCCCUGAAAAACCACACUGACUGCUCCCACAAAGAGCACGCUGGACUCACCUGUGCAGAUGUGUCAGUGUCCUCUACUCCAGCCACAACAUCAGCUUCUCCUCCAGUUUCUCCUCCAGUGCGCUCAACAUCAGUCUCUCCUCCACAAACUCUCUCCGUCCCCCCAGUGCUUGUGAUUGUUCUGGGAGUUGUGCUCUUACUGCUCUUAGUGCCACUGCUUAUACUGAUUCAGCAGAACAGAGUGAUGAGGAGAGCUCUCUCUAAGAGGAGACACAGGACGACGACUGAAGCCGUGUAUGAAGAGCUUCAGCGGAGACCCACUAAUAGACAUAGUCUCUUCACUCAGAGGGGAAGUGUCCUUUCUAAAGAACAGCAUUCUGGGUAUGAAGAUGUUGAUAAACUUAUUUCAGCAAACUCUUCAGUAGGAGUCACCCCUGACUACUAUAAUGACAUCACCACCACAAAAGGUCAAUCAGAGCAACAAAUGACACCAGAGGAUUAUGAUGACGCGAUCACUGCUGGUGGGAGACAUCAUGCUACAGAAGAAUUAUCAGAAAACUAUGAUGAUGUCGUCACUGUACAGCAGUUCUUCAAUGUUCAAACAGACUAUGAUGAUGUGGGGGAGGAGCCUGGAAAACAUAGAGGAACUGGGGCUGAGAGGAUGCCUGUACUUCUGUAUCAUCAGAGCGGAGAAGCUUGUACACUGGGUGUUGAGUUAAUCAUGCUGAGGAUGAGGAUGAUGGGGAGAUGCCUGACACUCAUUUUACUGUCUGUAGAUGUAAUACACACUACAGCUGCUUAUGUGAAUGUGAGGUUGGUUGGUGGUCACAGUCACUGUGCUGGUACAGUGGAGGUUCUUCACAGAGGUCAGUGGGGAACAGUGUGUGAUGAUUUCUGGGAUCUUAAAGAUGCUGCAGUGGUGUGUAGAGAGCUGGACUGUGGAGAACCUGUAGAUGCUCUGUAUAAUGCUCAUUUUGGACCAGGAUCAGGACCAGUCUGGAUGAGUUAUGUCAUGUGUACUGGAUCAGAAUCUACACUGAAGAACUGUGGUUCAUUGGGAUGGGAUAAACACAACUGUGAUCAUUCUAAAGUUGCUGGGGUCAUCUGCUCAGAAAAUAUGAAAGUAAGGUUGGUUGGUGGUAACAAUUCAUGUGCUGGUAGAGUAGAAGUUCUUCAUAGAGGUCAGUGGGGAACAGUGUGUCAAGAGGACUGGGAUAUGACCAAAGCUGCAGUGGUGUAUAAAAAAAAUGUGAGAUUGGUUGGAGGUAACAGUCGCUGUGCUGGUAGAGUGGAGGUUCUUCACAGAGGUCAGUGGGGAACAGUGUGUCAUGAUUUCUGGGAUUUGGCUGAUGCUGCAGUGGUGUGUAGAGAGCUGGACUGUGGAGAACCUGUAGAUGCUGUGAGUGAUGCUCAUUUUGGACCGGGAUCAGGACCGAUCUGGGUGAAUACUAUUUUAUGUGCUGGAUCCGAGUCAGCAUUGAAGAACUGUGGGUCAUCAGGAUGGAGCAUACAUGUCUGUACUCACAGUAUGGAUGCUGGGGUUAUUUGUUCAGACAGUCGAGGGUCCAUCAGGCUGGUGGGUUCUGGGGGAGACUGUGCAGGGAGGCUGGAGGUUUUUCACAGCGGCUCAUGGGGAACAGUGUGUGAUGACUCCUGGGAUAUUAAAGAUGCCCAUGUGGUGUGCAGACAGCUGCAGUGUGGAGUGGCCCUCAGUAACCAGCAGGUACCAGCCUGGUUUGGUCCUGGUUCUGGACACAUAUGGCUGGAUGAGGUGGAGUGUGAGGGGAAUGAGACGUCCCUGUGGAGCUGCUCUUCAUCAGGCUGGGGAAAACAUGACUGUAAUCACAAGGAGGAUGUUGGAGUCGUGUGCUCAGAGUUUAAAGAGGUCAGGUUAUCUGAGGGCUGUGAAGGGAAUGUGGAGGUUUUCUACAAUGGAUCCUGGGGUAAUGUGUGCUGGAACCAGAUGGACAGAGACACAGUGAGUCUGAUCUGUCAAGAGCUGAACUGUGGAAGAUCUGGUCUUUUGUCUGCUUCUACACCAAGACUGAAAUCAGCUCCUAACUGGCUGGAUAAAGUUACAUGUCGACCACAUGAUUCAAGUCUGUGGCACUGUCCAUCUUUAGCCUGGGGACAGAAUGACUGCAAAGGGGAUGAAGUGGCCACAAUCACCUGUUCAGAACAGAAAAGUCAUGUGUCCCCUCAAAGCUAUCUGACUUGGUCCACAUUUCCCCACCAGAGACAGAGUUCAGAACGCCUAGCUGUCAGACUGAGUGGAGGUAAGGGCCGGUGCUCUGGGAGGCUGGAGGUGUAUCAUAACGCUGUGUGGGGCUCAGUCUGUGAUGAUCAGUGGGACAUCAGCGAUGCUCAGGUGGUCUGCAGGCAGCUGGGUUGUGGAGCAGCACUGAGGGCUGAUGGGAAUUCAGUCUUUGGUGCUGGUGAAGGUGUUGUGUGGAUGAACAGAGUCGAGUGCAGAGGGAAUGAGAUUCACCUGUGGGACUGUCCUCUCUCCCUGAAAAACCACACUGACUGCUCCCACAAAGAGCACGCUGGACUCACUUGUGCAGAUUUUACAGAUGAAUCAGUGUCCUCUACUCCUGCCACAACAACAUCAGCUUCUCCUCCAGUUUCUCCUCCAGUGCGCUCAACAUCAGUCUCUCCUCCACAAACUCUCUCCGUCCCCCCAGUGCUUGUGAUUGUUCUGGGAGUUGUGCUCUUACUGCUCUUAGUGCCACUGCUUAUACUGAUUCAGCAGAACAGAGUGAUGAGGAGAGCUCUCUCUAAGAGGAGGCACAAGAUGAAGACUGAGGCAGUUUAUGAGGAGCUUCAGCGGAGACCCAUAAACAGACAUGAUCUUUUCACUCAGAGGGGAAGUGUCCUUUCUACAGAACAGCAUUCUGGGUAUGAAGAUGCUGUUGAGCUUCUUUCAGCUAAUUUAGAAGAGCAACAAGUCACACCUGAAGAUUAUGAUGAUAUAAUUACUGUUGGAUUGAGACAUUAUCAUGAUGAAUUACCAGAAAACUAUGAUGAUGUCUUUAUUGUACCACAGUUUUACAAUGAUAAAGCAGAGGGUGUUAGGGGUGAAGUAUGAUAAUCUGAAG